AAUGUGUUACAUAUAAGUUGAAAAGGAAGGCUCAGAUGCCAAUAAACGGCCAGUAGAUUGUUACUGAUCUGAGGCAGGGUCCUGUAACCUCCAGGUAGGAUCCUCUGAGUGAAAGGGACCAGGGAUAGGAGAGCGUCAAGCAGGAGGCAGGACCAGGGGUGAAAAGCUCUCCCACUGCAGGCAGGGUGGAGCCCUGGAGAAUGAAGUUUUGGUACUGAACCCAGGACUCCCUCUUACUUUUUCCCAUGUUGCACAUCAGCACUGUGGAGGAUGGCGAUUGGUUGCAUCUUUUGUGACGUAGUACAUGCUCACGGUUAUCAGAACUGUCCAAUCAGGAGCAGCCGCAUAAACACUAUGUAAUCACGCAGGAUCUUGACGCCAUAAUCAUUGUCCAGUUCUGCAGUGGAGAGAGGUCCGAGGAGGGGGCUGUGCUGCUGGGAGGUUCAUCCCCUGUUCACCGCGGGUGUUUCCCCCACAGGAUUCCGCACCCCUCAGAAGCUGUGAGAAGGUGAUGAUAGCAUUUGAAGACCUCGCUGUGUACUUUACCUGGGAGGAAUGGCAGAACAUGAACCAAGCUCAGAAAAUCCUGUACAGGGAUGUGAUGCUGGAGACCUACAGCAGCCUGUUCUCCCUGGGACACUGUGUGACCAAACCUGACUUGAUCUUCAAGUUGGAGCAAGGAGCAGAGCCCUGGAUGGGGGAAGAAUGCCUACAUCAGAGCCUUCCAGUUGCCAUGAAAAGGGAUGACCUGAUUAGGAAAAACCAGAAAAGUCAGGACAAAAAUCUGAAUCAGAAUGUUAUGAAAAAUAAUAAGACAUCAACUCCCAAGAUAAUUGAAUUAAGAAAAACACUUCAUUUGAUUUCAAACCAUAUUCCAAAACUGAGUAUCAAAAAGAGAAUCUAUUCAGGAAUGAAACCUGAAGAAUACAAUAUAUGUCACAAUGUGCAUCCCCACUGUGGGCCUGAUCAACUACAAACUGGAGAAAAAUGUGAUGCUACUAAGGUACCUGGGAAUGCUCUCCAGUUCUGUGAGGCUCUUAAUCAACAGCACAAAAUUCAGACUGUGCUACAGGCUUUUGAACCAACUGGACAAGGGAAAGUCUUCAAAAGGAAAAAUGUAUUUUGUAAAUCUGAGAGGCGUUUUAUGGUAGAAAGUAGUACAUCAACUGCCACUAUUGGUAAGACAACUCAAAUAGAACAAGAUUUCCAUAAAAAUUCUAACCUCAGUAUGCAUCAACAAAGUCCCAGAAAAGAGAAAGUUUAUGAAUAUACUAGUUCUUUGGAACCUGUCAUUGACCAAUCACAUCUUAAAAUAAAUCAUAGACCACUUACAGGGAGGAAACCUAAGCCUUGGGGAAAAUCAUUCAGUUAUAAAUCCUGCCAUACCAUCCAUCACAGUACUCAUGUAGUAGAAAACCCUCAUGUGUUUAAUGAACAUGGAGAAGCCACUUACCAGAAGUCACAUCUGAUUAAGCAUCAGAGAAUUCACACAGGGGAAAAGCCUUAUGAAUGUAAUGACUGUGGGAAAACCUUUGGCUAUAAAACAAACCUCAUAAAGCAUCAGAGAAUUCACACAGGGGAGAAACCUUAUGAAUGUACUAACUGUGAAAAAGCUUUUAGCCUUAAGUCACACCUCAUAAAUCAUCAACGAAUUCACACGGGAGAGAAACCUUAUGAAUGUACUAACUGUGAAAAAGCUUUUGGCAUUAAGUCACACCUCAUAACUCAUCAGCGAAUUCACACAGGAGAGAAACCUCAUGAAUGCAAUGACUGUGGAAAGGCAUUUCGCCAGAAGUCAAACCUCCUAAGUCAUCAGAGAAUUCACACAGGGGAGAAACCUUAUGAAUGUAAUGAGUGUGGAAAAGCCUUUGGCAAGAAGGCACACCUCAUAAAUCAUCAGAGAAGUCACACAGGAGAGAAACCUUAUGAAUGCAAUGAUUGUGGAAAAGCCUUUGGCUAUAAAAUAAACUUCAUAAGUCAUUGGAGAAUUCACACAGGGGAGAAACCUUAUGAAUGUAAUGACUGUGGAAAAACCUUUCACCAGAAGUCAAACCUCAUAAAUCAUCAGAGAAUUCACACAGGGGAGAAACCUUAUGAAUGCAAUGAAUGUGGAAAAACCUUUGGCUAUAAAACAAACCUCAUAAGUCAUCAGAGAAUUCAUACAGGGAAUAAACCUUAUGAGUGCAAUGAGUGUGGAAAAGCCUUUGGCCAGAAGGCACACCUCAGAGAGCAUCAGAGAAUUCACACAGGGGAGAAACCCUAUGAAUGUAAUGACUGUGGAAAAGCCUUUGGCCAAAAGUCAAACCUUAUAAGUCAUCAGAGAAUUCACACAGGGGAGAAACCUUAUGAAUGUAAUGAGUGUGGAAAAUCCUUUAGGUGGAAGUCAGAUCUCAUCCUACAUCAGAGAAUUCACACAGGGAAUAAACCUUAUGAAUGCAAUGACUGCGGGAAAACCUUUGUGAAGAAGGCACACCUCAUAAACCAUCAGAGAAUUCACAUAGGGGAGAAACCCUAUGAAUGUAAUGACUGUGGAAAAGCCUUUGGCCAGAAGUCAAACCUCAUAAGUCAUCAGAGAAUUCACACAGGGGAUAAACCUUCUGAAUGCAAUGACUGUGGUAACGCCUUUGGCCAAAACUCAAGUCUUGUAAAUCAUUAGAGAAGCCACACAGGAGAAACCUUAUGAAUGUAAUGACUGUGGAAAAGCCUUUAUGUGCAGUUCAGAACUCAGUAAACAGAGAAGUCACAGGAGAGAAACCUUAUGAUGGCAAUGACUGUAUGUCAAACAUCAGAAAGCAUCAGAGAAUUCACAAGGGGAGAAAUGUCAUGAAUAAUGAUGGUAGAAAGACUUUUGAUAUAAUUCACAACUAAAAACAUCUAGAAUUCAUACAGGGAAUUUUGCACACAAUUGCCUUUUUGUGCAAGCUUCAUUUUAUCAAAUAACAGAAUUCAUCAAGGGAGAACAAUAAGAUUAUAAUAAGUGUGGAUAUGCCUUUGGUGCCAAUCAUACCUCAUCAAUCAUAACAAUUCACACGGGAAAAAAAUCUUAUGAAUGUAAUGACUCACAAAGCCUUUUACCAUAAUUUAGCCCUCAUUGCACAUCAUCAAAUUUGUACAGGGAAAAAAGCCUUUGAAAGUAAUGUUGUGGAAAAGCCUUUACUUAGAAGUCAUACCCUAUAAGACAGCAGAGAAUUCACAUGGGGGAGAAAUCUUAUGAAUGUAAUGAGUGUUGGAAAGCUUUGCCAAAAUCUCAAGUACAACAUUAGAGAAUUCACAAAGUGGAGAUCUCAUGAAUGAAAUAAAUGUGGGAAAGCUUUUUGUCAUAGGUCAUACCUCAUAAUCCAUCAUGGAAUUUGCACAGAAGAGAGACUGAGAAUAUAAUGAGGGGUCAGUGCCGUGGCUCCCUUGGUCAAUCCUCUGCUUGUGGUUCCAGCAUCCCAUGUGGGUGACGGAUUC
Molecule: messenger RNA, 3453 nt
Organism: Oryctolagus cuniculus (rabbit)
Lineage: Eukaryota; Metazoa; Chordata; Mammalia; Lagomorpha; Leporidae
Source: RefSeq, a predicted model, not a curated record